Messenger RNA from Rhodamnia argentea, 993 nucleotides. Its product is annotated as syntaxin-61. Gene Ontology annotation, molecular function: SNARE binding; SNAP receptor activity. Gene Ontology annotation, biological process: vesicle fusion; intracellular protein transport; Golgi vesicle transport. Bases 147 to 887 code for a protein of 246 amino acids. Gene Ontology annotation, cellular component: endomembrane system; SNARE complex; membrane. The record is from RefSeq and is a predicted model, not a curated record. The transcript has 8 exons. Lineage: Eukaryota; Viridiplantae; Streptophyta; Magnoliopsida; Myrtales; Myrtaceae.
AUCGCAGUGCUGGAGCCUGAAUUUCUCCGCGAAUCGAGCCGCUUUCUCUUGGUUCCUCGGUUGGAUUCCGGUUGUGGGAUCUUCGCCGACGGCCAGGAACACCGUUUGUCAGCGUUCAGGACAAAGUCUUGCCAGUUUUCUACAAGAUGUCUUCAGCUCAAGAUCCAUUUUACAUCGUGAAAGAGGAGGUUCAAGAAUCUAUUGAUAAGUUGCAAUCUACUUUUCACCACUGGGAACGUGUACCUUCGGAUGAUGGAGAGCGUGCACAUCUUACCAAGGAGCUAUUGGCUAAUUGUGAGAGCAUUGAGUGGCAGGUGGAUGAGUUGGACAAAACAGUUGCUGUUGCUGCAAAAGAUCCUGCCCUGUAUGGAAUUACUGAAGUUGAGCUCGAUAAACGAAGGAGGUGGACCUCCUCUGCUCGAGCUGAGGUUGGAGCUGUGAAAAGGGCUGUGAUAGUGGGAAAAGAGAACAACUCGAGCACUGCCAGUGCUAAUGGGAUGCGCCGAGAACUUUUGAGGCUUCCGGACUCCAACCACCCAAGUAGAUCUGAUCAAUAUGUUUCUCGAGAUAACGACGAUUUUAUAGCAUCAGAAUCUGACAGGCAGAUGCUUCUCAUAAAGCGGCAGGAUGAGGAGUUGGAUGAACUGAGUGCAAGUGUUGAGCGAAUAGGAGGAAUUGGGCUUACCAUACACGAUGAGCUCCUUGCCCAGGACCGGAUUAUUGAUGACUUGGGCAAUGAAAUGGAGAGUACAUCGAAUCGUCUCGAUUUUGUCCAGAAAAAAGUUGCCAUGGUCAUGAAGAAGGCUGGUGCAAAGGGGCAAUGUAUGAUGAUACUGUUCUUGUUACUUCUGUUCAUUAUAUUAUUUGUUCUUGUCUUCCUCACCUGAGGCCAAGGGACAAUCGUGUCUGAUGUUUAUACCCCGUGGAAGGGACUUCAUUUUUUUUUUAGUGAACUCUUUUGGAAGAGUUAGAGACGAAAAGAGUGGCAUGUUC